GUGUCGGAGUGAAUGACGUCUCUGGAGCUGCGGGCCGCCGACGCAGGGCUGGGUUUCCAUUUUCAUUGCGAGUUUCAGGGGGGAAUCGUUAACAUGGAGCCGGAGAUGGAGGACAAAACGGUGGAACUGAUGAAUACGUCAGGGAUGGAGUCACAGAACCUUGUAGACGACCUGUCACCAAAGAAGACUACAGUUCUCAAGCUUAGUAAUGGUCCUGUCGUGGGCUCUCGCAAACGUCCGUCAGAAGGGAACUAUGAAAAGGAGAAGGAACACUGCAUCGCCCUGUUUGACCAGUGGUCAGAGGCCGACCAGGUGGAGUUCGUCGAACGUCUGAUAUCCCGUAUGUGCCACUACCAGCACGGCCACAUCAACUCCUACCUCAAACCCAUGCUGCAGAGGGACUUCAUCACUGCGUUGCCAGCCCAAGGCUUGGAUCACAUAGCAGAGAACAUAUUGUCUUUCCUGGAUGCGCGCUCGCUGUGCUCAGCGGAGUUGGUGUGUAAAGAGUGGCAGAGGGUCAUCUCUGAGGGUAUGCUGUGGAAGAAGCUUAUUGAACGUAUGGUCCGAACUGACCCACUUUGGAAAGGCUUGUCCGAAAGACACCAGUGGGAGAAAUAUCUGUUCAAGAAUCGCACAUCAGAAGUCCCACCUAACUCCUACUAUCACUCCCUUUAUCCUAAGAUUAUCCAAGACAUAGAGACUAUUGAAGCAAAUUGGCGAUGUGGCAGACACAACUUGCAGAGGAUUCAGUGUCGCUCAGAAAACAGUAAAGGGGUUUACUGUCUCCAGUACGAUGACGACAAAAUCAUUAGUGGCCUUAGGGACAACUCCAUCAAGAUCUGGGAUAAGCAGACUCUGGAAUGUCUGAAGAUACUGACCGGUCACACGGGCUCAGUAUUAUGUCUCCAGUAUGAUGAGAGGGUCAUUGUCACUGGGUCCUCUGACUCAACUGUCAGGGUGUGGGAGGUGACAACGGGUGAGGUACUCAACACACUGAUCCACCACAACGAGGCAGUUCUUCACCUGCGUUUUGCGAAUGGUCUGAUGGUCACCUGUUCCAAGGACCGUUCAAUUGCAGUCUGGGACAUGGCCUCGCCUACUGACAUCAGCCUACGCCGUGUCCUCGUGGGACACCGGGCUGCUGUCAAUGUGGUUGACUUUGACGACAAAUAUAUUGUGUCCGCCUCAGGAGACCGCACUAUUAAGGUAUGGAGCACCAGCACAUGUGAGUUUGUGCGCACUCUAAAUGGUCACAAGAGGGGAAUUGCCUGUCUACAGUAUCGAGAUCGUCUGGUAGUCAGCGGGUCUUCUGACAACACAAUCCGGUUAUGGGACAUCGAAUGUGGAGCAUGUUUGCGAGUGCUAGAAGGUCAUGAGGAGUUGGUGCGCUGCAUCCGCUUUGACAACAAAAGGAUCGUCAGUGGUGCUUAUGACGGCAAGAUAAAGGUGUGGGACCUGCAGGCCGCACUGGACCCACGGGCCCCUGCCAGCACAUUAUGUCUGCGCACUCUAGUGGAGCACUCUGGCCGCGUGUUCCGCCUUCAGUUUGACGAGUUUCAGAUCAUCAGCAGUUCUCACGAUGACACCAUUUUGAUCUGGGACUUCCUGAACGUCUCACCCAAUGGCCAGUCAGAAGGACGGUCUCCUUCCCGCACCUACACUUACAUUUCUAGAUAGCAGGUGGCACUAUGUAACACACCCCUUCUUGGAGGAAACCCAGGGCUGAUUGGCUGAUGGGUGCAUCUGUCAUGCAAAAGGAGCCCAUCUUUUUUCCUUCCACCUUGUCAUCUCUCUGUCCAUCUCCCACUCAGCCCACUUCACCCCUCUGCCCGUUCUGACAGACUUUAAGCUUGUGCAACAUUGCCUGCUAGUACAGUGACAUACAUACAGGUCAACACUGAUGAAGAUCCAUUACUACAGAACCCACUCGACUUUCCCAAGAAGAUCACCUUCUGCUACUAAUUUAUGUUUUGUAAAGUACACUAAUGACAGUAUUAAUGUAGACUAUAUAAGCCACAAGCUCCCUUUUUGUCCCCCUUGAUGCAAACUUAGAGCAGCUUCUGCGCCUCAGUUUUAAACCCCCCUGCCAAAAAGGUUUCCACCGAUAUGGAAUCACUUACAGAUCUAUAUUUAUAUAUACAUGCAUAUAUAUAUAUAAUACAUAUAUUACAGACACGCACAUACACAACGGGGCAGUUGGACAGAGGAUGACUGGAGCUGUGAUGCGGGAGACAAAGACUCUUAACUCAGCUCCAGGAAAGAAGGGAAGGAUGGGACAUGGAGGGAGUGAAUGAGGGAGAAAAUUGUUGGGGAUCCCUGUUCCCUCUCACUCCUCCUCGCUCCUCCCUGUCUCUCUCUCUUCUCCCCCCACCCCUUUGGUCUUUUCCUUGAUACCCAACCCCCCAAAUGCACCAUUGCUUGGAAUAUGGGGUCGCGCACACUCAAAAGUUUGUGUAUGUGGACUGAAAUGGCAGAACAAAGCAGAAGCAUCAAACAUGCAUGUGAGGUUGCCUUGGAUACAGCAUCCCGGUACAUCUCUGCUUUUUUUCUCUUUAAAUCUUAAUUUCUUACUGUUUUUUUUUCUUUUUUUUUUUACUGUUAUUUUCUAAUUUUAUUUGAGUAUUUUGGUUUUUAGUACAAAAAUCAUACUAAGCGUAGUCUUUUCUCCUCUCUCUCAUCGUCUUUCCUCCUCCUUUCUUCAUUCUUCGACCUGUGUUCAUCUGUCCCUUUCACGCCAUCUUUCUCUCCCAUCAUCUACGUGCUUGCUUUGGUUAUGAGAGAAGCUGGAAUUCAAGAGCUCAAUUUUAGCUGUAAACGGAGUUGUCUUGUCAAAAAUUGUGUUGUAUAUUAAAAUGAUUUUUUAAAGAAGAUAAUGACCUUAUUGUGAAUAAAGUACUUGACAGUGGUGGAGUGUUGAGCCAACUGUAACAUGA
Messenger RNA from Cololabis saira (Pacific saury), 2933 nucleotides. It is a transcript of the gene fbxw11a, whose product is annotated as F-box and WD repeat domain containing 11a. Gene Ontology annotation, molecular function: protein dimerization activity. The record is from RefSeq and is a predicted model, not a curated record. The coding region runs from base 13 to 1677 and encodes 554 amino acids. The transcript is spliced from 13 exons. NCBI's taxonomy places the organism in Eukaryota, Metazoa, Chordata, Actinopteri, Beloniformes, Belonidae.